Molecule: messenger RNA, 1341 nt
Organism: Caenorhabditis bovis
Lineage: Eukaryota; Metazoa; Nematoda; Chromadorea; Rhabditida; Rhabditidae
Source: the annotation of a GenBank genome assembly
AUGGGUGGAUCUGUUUCUAGUCUAUCGAGACGAUCAUCGGUGUCACAGAAAGACAUUCAAGCCAUUCAGGAAGCUUUGCAGAAACAACAAAAAAUCUCAUCGCAAGUGGUUUUGGCGUUAUUAGUGCUCAUUCCUCCAUCUACAUUUGUCUAUUUCUAUUCAAUAUCAUUACACAACGGCGAAUUUUUAUCGACAUUAAAACCUCUAUUUUAUCAAUACCCAUUCAUAUUCCGCUGCAUUCCUCCAAUAUUUGAUCUAACCGCUUGGAAAUUUACAAUAAUUCAUUGUGCCAUGCAGCUCAUUCUUUAUUGGGGUCUACCCCACGAUAAGGCUAUUGUUUUAUCAUCCGAAGGCGAAGAAAUUCGAGACAUCAACAGUUUCUUCUCAUGUAUUCUAACAUGUCUGUUAUACAUUCUCGGAGUCAGUGCAGGCUUCUACAGGGGUGAUGUGCUUUACGAGCAUUUCAAUUCAAUUAUUUUGAUAUUUGCUAUGUUUUCUCUAUUAAUUCUCACUUAUUUAAUCCUAAUUUAUCAUUUUGGCAAUGAUUACGAAAUAACAACAGCAAAUGAGCUAUAUUUUGGUAUCGAAAGACAUCCGAAAUUCCUCGACAUUGAUCUCAAAUACUUUAUAAGAACCAGAUUUACUUUUGUCAUUUGGCCACUUUAUAUCAUUUCCGCAUUAUAUUCUCAGAAAAUUCUUUAUGGAAAGAUCUCAAACAGUUUGCUAUGUUUAUCCAGUCUUCAAUUAUUUUAUAUAGCAAAAUUUCAUUGGAGUGAAGAUUUGUAUUUGAAUUCGCUCGAUUCAAAGCAUUCAAACUGCGGAUUUUAUCGACUCUGGACCGAUCUGGUGUGGCAUCCUAUUUUAUACACUACUCCAGUGACUGUUCUGUCGAGAUCAAAUAGAUCACUUCGGACCAUUUCAAAUCUCAUUUUUUCUAUUUUAAGCAUAAUUCUUAUAGCUUUAACCGAGAGAAUAGACAGACAAAAAUACGAAUUCAGGAAAUGCAAAGGAGAUAUGAAAAUCAAAGGGUUUGACUCAUUUUUCAUCACAGCCAAAUACAAAACAGAUUCAGGAGACGCAAAAGCAAAUCUUCUAUUGGGAAGCGGAUAUUGGUCGUUGUCACGUCACCCCAAUUACGUAUCGGAAGCAGCAACUUUUCUGAUAUUCACAGCAUUUCAAGGAUUUCCUUCAAUUUGUGCAUAUACGCCGGCAUUCUUUAUCACCGGAUUUCUGAUAGCACGCGCGAUUACUGACGAGAAUCGAUGUAUGGCAAAGUAUGGUCAAAACUGGAUACAAUAUUGUUCAAAAGUAAAAUAUAGAUUUUUACCUGGCGUUUAUUAA